Molecule: messenger RNA, 3656 nt
Organism: Homo sapiens (human)
Lineage: Eukaryota; Metazoa; Chordata; Mammalia; Primates; Hominidae
Gene: IL18RAP
Product: interleukin 18 receptor accessory protein
Exons: 14
Coding region: 1473-3272 (599 amino acids)
Biological process (GO): interleukin-18-mediated signaling pathway; immune system process; signal transduction
Cellular component (GO): plasma membrane
Molecular function (GO): NAD+ nucleosidase activity, cyclic ADP-ribose generating
Source: RefSeq, a predicted model, not a curated record
CUUCUUCAGAGCACUUCCUACUGAAAGAGGUAUCUCUCUGGAUAGGAAGAAAUAUAGUAGAACCCUUUGAAAAUGGAUAUUUUCACAUAUUUUCGUUCAGAUACAAAAGCUGGCAGUUACUGAAAUAAGGACUUGAAGUUCCUUCCUCUUUUUUUUAUGUCUUAAGAGCAGGAAAUAAAGAGACAGCUGAAGGUGUAGCCUUGACCAACUGAAAGGGAAAUCUUCAUCCUCUGAAAAAACAUAUGUGAUUCUCAAAAAACGCAUCUGGAAAAUUGAUAAAGAAGCGAUUCUGUAGAUUCUCCCAGCGCUGUUGGGCUCUCAAUUCCUUCUGUGAAGGACAACAUAUGGUGAUGGGGAAAUCAGAAGCUUUGAGACCCUCUACACCUGGAUAUGAAUCCCCCUUCUAAUACUUACCAGUCCUUGUAAGAAGAGCUGUCAGUUGUCAGCAAUGGGGAUAAUGCAGUGACCUUAACACCUAUCCGUGGCAUUCUGCAAGGCGCAUUGCACAGAACCCCCUUUCUUUCUUCCAUGAACACGCCUUGCUCUCAGCAGACAGCCAGGUCAGCAUCAGCAGCCAGGUGGUAGCAUCCUGUACUUUCCUGUACUUUCUGGCUCCACCUGGACAAAGUGGUCUGGGCAGACUUUCCUUUUCACCUGCAUGGUUCUACCUGCCUCUUGUCCAAGAUUAAUCUCCCCAUGGUAUCAGGGACCCCACUUCUUCUGGCUUCCUGGGAGAAAGCAGUCCAUGCACCCUCUCCUCACUCUCACUUGUAUUUGUCCUCACUGACCUGCUGACGCAUUCCCCUCGCAGUGGAAUCCUACCCAAGGCCCUCUCAUCUCCAGAAAUGAGCAAACACUUCCUCCUGUCUUCCUGCAUCAUGCAGACUCUAGCAGGCGUGGUUCUUCCCCGCUUCCCACAUUCCCUCUACUCCUCUCUCUCCACCCUGAAGCUCUCCGUUAUCUCACCCCAGCUGCACAUGCUGAGCUUUUGGUGGCCAAACCAAGACUCUUUGGUGGACACUUUUCAGUCCUUCUCAUGCCCAACUCCUCUGCAGCUUCUGAAACUGAUGUCUAGUCUCUCCUCCAAGCUUUCUCUGUCUGGAUUGCCAAGGUGGUCUCUCUGCUCUGCUCCUUGCAUUCCUUUUAGGUUUGUCAUUCUUUAUUUUCCAUUAGCCCUGGCCUACUUUUAAAGGUUGAGGUUCCUCAGGGAAGUUCAUCUGCCCUCCCUUAUGGGGCAACAGAAACAAUCCAGGCUUGUUACAGAUGCCCCAGGCUCCCUCCAGCUGCUGAAACUGAGACCCUGCUCUGAGCCAUAUGCCUCCCCACCCCUCUGCCCUGGGAAUGCUCCAGCUGGAUCCCCAAGAUAUUUCAAAAAUGAAGGGGAUACUCAGGGCAGAGUUCUGAAUCUCAAAACACUCUACUCUGGCAAAGGAAUGAAGUUAUUGGAGUGAUGACAGGAACACGGGAGAACAAUGCUCUGUUUGGGCUGGAUAUUUCUUUGGCUUGUUGCAGGAGAGCGAAUUAAAGGAUUUAAUAUUUCAGGUUGUUCCACAAAAAAACUCCUUUGGACAUAUUCUACAAGGAGUGAAGAGGAAUUUGUCUUAUUUUGUGAUUUACCAGAGCCACAGAAAUCACAUUUCUGCCACAGAAAUCGACUCUCACCAAAACAAGUCCCUGAGCACCUGCCCUUCAUGGGUAGUAACGACCUAUCUGAUGUCCAAUGGUACCAACAACCUUCGAAUGGAGAUCCAUUAGAGGACAUUAGGAAAAGCUAUCCUCACAUCAUUCAGGACAAAUGUACCCUUCACUUUUUGACCCCAGGGGUGAAUAAUUCUGGGUCAUAUAUUUGUAGACCCAAGAUGAUUAAGAGCCCCUAUGAUGUAGCCUGUUGUGUCAAGAUGAUUUUAGAAGUUAAGCCCCAGACAAAUGCAUCCUGUGAGUAUUCCGCAUCACAUAAGCAAGACCUACUUCUUGGGAGCACUGGCUCUAUUUCUUGCCCCAGUCUCAGCUGCCAAAGUGAUGCACAAAGUCCAGCGGUAACCUGGUACAAGAAUGGAAAACUCCUCUCUGUGGAAAGGAGCAACCGAAUCGUAGUGGAUGAAGUUUAUGACUAUCACCAGGGCACAUAUGUAUGUGAUUACACUCAGUCGGAUACUGUGAGUUCGUGGACAGUCAGAGCUGUUGUUCAAGUGAGAACCAUUGUGGGAGACACUAAACUCAAACCAGAUAUUCUGGAUCCUGUCGAGGACACACUGGAAGUAGAACUUGGAAAGCCUUUAACUAUUAGCUGCAAAGCACGAUUUGGCUUUGAAAGGGUCUUUAACCCUGUCAUAAAAUGGUACAUCAAAGAUUCUGACCUAGAGUGGGAAGUCUCAGUACCUGAGGCGAAAAGUAUUAAAUCCACUUUAAAGGAUGAAAUCAUUGAGCGUAAUAUCAUCUUGGAAAAAGUCACUCAGCGUGAUCUUCGCAGGAAGUUUGUUUGCUUUGUCCAGAACUCCAUUGGAAACACAACCCAGUCCGUCCAACUGAAAGAAAAGAGAGGAGUGGUGCUCCUGUACAUCCUGCUUGGCACCAUCGGGACCCUGGUGGCCGUGCUGGCGGCGAGUGCCCUCCUCUACAGGCACUGGAUUGAAAUAGUGCUGCUGUACCGGACCUACCAGAGCAAGGAUCAGACGCUUGGGGAUAAAAAGGAUUUUGAUGCUUUCGUAUCCUAUGCAAAAUGGAGCUCUUUUCCAAGUGAGGCCACUUCAUCUCUGAGUGAAGAACACUUGGCCCUGAGCCUAUUUCCUGAUGUUUUAGAAAACAAAUAUGGAUAUAGCCUGUGUUUGCUUGAAAGAGAUGUGGCUCCAGGAGGAGUGUAUGCAGAAGACAUUGUGAGCAUUAUUAAGAGAAGCAGAAGAGGAAUAUUUAUCUUGAGCCCCAACUAUGUCAAUGGACCCAGUAUCUUUGAACUACAAGCAGCAGUGAAUCUUGCCUUGGAUGAUCAAACACUGAAACUCAUUUUAAUUAAGUUCUGUUACUUCCAAGAGCCAGAGUCUCUACCUCAUCUCGUGAAAAAAGCUCUCAGGGUUUUGCCCACAGUUACUUGGAGAGGCUUAAAAUCAGUUCCUCCCAAUUCUAGGUUCUGGGCCAAAAUGCGCUACCACAUGCCUGUGAAAAACUCUCAGGGAUUCACGUGGAACCAGCUCAGAAUUACCUCUAGGAUUUUUCAGUGGAAAGGACUCAGUAGAACAGAAACCACUGGGAGGAGCUCCCAGCCUAAGGAAUGGUGAAAUGAGCCCUGGAGCCCCCUCCAGUCCAGUCCCUGGGAUAGAGAUGUUGCUGGACAGAACUCACAGCUCUGUGUGUGUGUGUUCAGGCUGAUAGGAAAUUCAAAGAGUCUCCUGCCAGCACCAAGCAAGCUUGAUGGACAAUGGAGUGGGAUUGAGACUGUGGUUUAGAGCCUUUGAUUUCCUGGACUGGACUGACGGCGAGUGAAUUCUCUAGACCUUGGGUACUUUCAGUACACAACACCCCUAAGAUUUCCCAGUGGUCCGAGCAGAAUCAGAAAAUACAGCUACUUCUGCCUUAUGGCUAGGGAACUGUCAUGUCUACCAUGUAUUGUACAUAUGACUUUAUGUAUACUUGCAAUCAAAUAAAUAUUAUUUUAUUAGAAA